CACUCUCUCUUCUUCUCAGCGCCGCCUGCCUACUCUCUCUCUCUGCAGAGCAGCAAUGGCGUUCAUCAAGGCCUCCAAGCCCCGCGCCUACUUCAAGCGCUUCCAGGUCAAAUACAAGCGCCGCCGUGAGGGCAAGACCGACUACCGCGCCCGCAUCCGUCUCAUCAACCAGGACAAGAACAAGUACAACACCCCCAAGUACCGCUUCGUCGUCCGCUUCACCAACAAGGACAUCGUCGCUCAGAUCAUCUCCUCCACCAUCUCCGGCGACCUCGUCCUCGCCUCCGCCUACUCCCACGAGCUCCCCCGCUACGGCCUCCACGUCGGCCUCACCAACUACGCCGCCUCCUACUGCACCGGCCUCCUCCUCGCCCGCCGCACUCUGAAGAAGCUCGAGAUGGACGAGGAGUACGAGGGAAACCUCGAGGCCACCGGCGAGGACUUCUCCGUCGAGCCCGGCGAGAGCCGCAGGCCCUUCCGUGCUCUUCUUGAUGUCGGACUUGUCCGCACCACUACCGGAAACCGCGUCUUCGGCGCGCUGAAGGGAGCUCUGGACGGCGGGAUCGACGUGCCGCACAGUGAGAAGAGGUUCGCUGGAUUCUCCAAGGACUCGAAGAGCUUGGAUGCCGAGACGCACAGGAAGUACAUCUAUGGAGGACACGUCGCGGCUUACAUGGGGACUUUGAUUGAGGAUGAGCCGGAGAAGUACCAGACUCACUUCAGCGAGUACAUCAAGAAGGGGAUUGAGGCUGAGGGGAUUGAGGAGCUGUACAAGAAGGUGCAUGCUGCGAUUCGGGCGGAUCCUCUGGAGAAGAAGACUGCCAAGCCGGAGCCCAAGCAGCACAAGAGGUUCAACUUGAAGAAGCUGACUUAUGAGGAGAGGAAGAACAAGUUGAUCGAGAGGUUGAAUGCCUUCAACUCGGCUGCUCAAGGGGAUGAGGACUCUGAUGACGAGUGAGGAUCGGCGUCCGAUGGGAUGUGAGAUCUUUUUGCUUAUUGUUAUUUUGUUAGACAGCAGCUGCUUUUUAUGUUAUGACUCUAAGAUGGAUUAUGUCUUUUAUAUUUUCAAGUAUUUGGUAUUUAUGUUGUUUGAGAUACUCGCUAGAAAUGCAAUUCAAGUUUUUGCUAGUGUUGUUAUUCAGGGUCCGUUUAAUUGACAGGUUAAAUUUUGUCAAGUCAAGUAGUUGACACUUGGUUCCAACACUUGCUAGUGUUGUUGCCCAAGUCCUGGUUUAUUUGAUGGUUGCAUUCUGCCGAGUCAAGUAGUUAACACUUGGUUUGUGCUUGAUUGGGGUCUGAUGGAAUGUAAACAUGCUUGGUUUUGUUUGUUUCCUUUGGACUGCCCUUUAAUAUUGUAGUGCAAGAUGUGAUCUAUUGUAUAA
This is a messenger RNA of Fragaria vesca subsp. vesca, 1382 nucleotides long. RefSeq names its product 60S ribosomal protein L5-like. Gene Ontology annotation, molecular function: 5S rRNA binding; structural constituent of ribosome. The record is from RefSeq and is a predicted model, not a curated record. Gene Ontology annotation, cellular component: ribosome; cytosolic large ribosomal subunit. The transcript has a single exon. The coding region runs from base 56 to 958 and encodes 300 amino acids. Gene Ontology annotation, biological process: ribosomal large subunit assembly; translation. NCBI's taxonomy places the organism in Eukaryota, Viridiplantae, Streptophyta, Magnoliopsida, Rosales, Rosaceae.